AUGCAUGUGAUUCUCAAGAGCAGGCAUGUGACUCUCAAAACACUCAGAAGAGUUUCUGUUGUAGAAGAGUUCAGGGCCCAGGCUAUUGCUGAGCUGUUACGGUUCGAGUAUGACUGGCUACAGGAGUUGGUAGAUGCUUUGCUGGAGGCUGUUGAUGAUGCUGAGCUGUUUUUGGAGCUGUCUAUCGCCGACAUACUGUGGGGCUAUGAGGACAACCUGUUGAAGUCUAUAAAAGACAUAGCUGAAAGGUUCAAUCACACACUUCCAGAUCAAUUUGGUUUGUUCUACAAUACGAAUGGUUCUGAUGAUGGGGUAUACACGAUAUUCACCGGGUCAGAUGUUCAGGGAGUUGACAAAUUCAAUAUCAUUGAUAAAUGGAACUCUAAAACGAGUCUUGGUUACUGGAACACAACACUAUGUGACAUGAUAAACGGAACAGAUGGAACAAUGUUUCCUCCUUUUGUUGAAAAAUCAGACCGGCUGUAUAUCUUCUCCACUGAUAUCUGCAGGUCCAUAUAUGCAUCAUUUGAAAAAGACGUUUCCCUGAAAGGAGUUGAUCUGUACCGCUUCUCUGUGCCACCAAGGGUGUUUGAACGUGCAUCUCUAAAUGAGAACAACGCUGGGUUCUGUUCCGGGAACUGUCUCCCGUCCGGUGUUCUCAAUAUUAGUGUGUGCAAAUCAGGUGCCCCAGUGGUUAUUUCUAAUCCACAUUUCCUCCAGGCAGAUACAGAGGUCAUUGAAGGGGUGAUCGGCAUGCACCCAAACAAAAAGGAACACGAGACUGUCCUGGAUGUUGAUCCCCUGACUGGCCUUGUGUUCAAUGCACAGAAAAAACUUCAACUUAAUGCACAUCUUCAGAAAGUUAAUCAUAUUAGAUCUACAGCAAAUAUCAAGGAGGUGUUUUUCCCAAUAAUGUGGCUUAAUGAAAGUGCCUUGAUAGAUGACAAAUCAGCCAAUGAGUACAAGUCGGGUCUGCUGACGCCAAUAAGAAUCACACAGGCAGUGCAGUAUGGCCUCAUUGUGGUAGGAGCUUUCCUCUUCAUCUGUGCACUGGCUUUCCUCAUCAAACACAGAAUGAGUCACAAAAAAACUGAAGUACUUGUAGAUAUUCCUAAUGAGAGACUCACCAAUGAUCGUCCACCCACAGAAAAGACUGUCCUCAUACAGCAGUAACAGGAGGCUGUCCAGGGAAAACCUCGGUCAACAGGAUUUCUGUAAUAUCAUCUCCCUAAGAAAUAAGCUACCCUCGCUGGGUUUACAAAUAGCUGUUCACUGGUGUGAACCAGCACAGUGUAUCUUUAUGAAAUCUGGGGAAAUGAACUGGCCUUAUGGUAAUCAAAACAAUCUUCUCAGUACUAGAUCAAGCAUGAUUCUAUAUAUUGUAUCACAAAUUAUUGUGGACAGAAAUUUCUUUAAAAAGAUGAUUAGGAAUAUUGUAGAACUUGCACACCCAUGUGGUUUUUUUAUGGGGCUGCCUUGGAGAUAAGUCCCCGUACAAUCCAUCAAUGUACAUUGCAUUUACAAUGUAGCAGAUUUUGCUGCGAUUGUAGAUUGCAGAAUUAUUUUUCGAAAAAAACAAGGAAUUUGAUUCACUUAAAUGAUUAAUUCAAAUUAGUUUUAUUUAUUUUUAUGUUUCCUUUACUACACUGCCUUGUGUGGCGGUGUUUAUAUGUCGUUACUAGCUUCACUAGUCAAAUAGGAUAUGCUUCAUAUGAAACAUAUGCUUAUUAAACUGUACAAAUAAUUCCACACCAUAUAUAUAUAUGCCUUAUAUUUUAUUUUGACCUGACUUAAGUACAAGUAGAUAUAGUGAUUGUCGUAGAAGUUAUUUUUAGGGCAGACCAAAAAUAAAGGUAGGGAGUUAGCCCAUAUUGAAAAUAAAAAGCUCUCUAGUUUUGAUAUGGGUAAUAGAGUUCCACAGAAUGAUUUAACCUCUGUCUGUAGGUGUUGAAGAAAGAUUUUUGACUUUUCAAGCCUCUGACUGCCCCGAGAGAAAGUUGUCUGCCUUUAUUUUAUAAAUAUCUGUGAUGUAACAGACUGCAGAGCCCUUAAUGAAGUAUCAAUCAGCAGGUUCAGAAUUUUCAUAGUUUUGAUAAAAUGAUGGAAAAAAUUACUCAAUAUUUCAUUGCAUACAGUGUACUCUGAUGGUUAUUAGUACAAUGAGAGAAACUUGCAAAACAUUCAAUAGUCAAAACAUAAUUCUUUAAAAGAAAUUUUAGGUAAAAAAUCAAACUAACUGAUGGGAUCAAAACAUUAAAAAGGGGAAAAAACCGCCGUAGUUUACGUUGUCAGUAUUUUGUUCCAGAAUAAUUAGAAGCUGGGAUUUUAUUAGAAUCAGUUUGGUAAUAAUGAAAUGAAGCUUGUGACUAUAAUCUCUACUUUUGUUACAGUGUAGAGGGCAAAACUUAACUUGUCACUUCAUGUGCUAUAAUCUAUUUUUGAUUGGAGUAGGUUUUUAACAAACUGUAGUAGGACAAGUAAUAGUGAUAAAGAUAGUGCCGUCGCUGGGGCUAGAACCAGCGCCCUUGUCUCUUCAGCCCGAUGCUCUUACUCCUGAGCUAAAGGGAAAUUAGGCAACCUAAUCAAUGCACAUCUUUUACAAAACUCUGGAAAAAAAAUAUGUUCUGGUCGGAAAAAAACCGAUGCAGAGAAUUUUGUGUAUUUGUUCUAUUACAUAAUCUGAAUUUGAAGUAUUAUCUGGUAGUUCCUAUUUAGGAUAGAUUAACAUGCCUUUGUAUAGCUAUGCAAUAAUGAAGUUUUUAUGGUGAAAGUGUAGCAUUAAAUAAAAAAACAUUUUGGAUGAAUAAAACGUUAAUGUGAAAUGUGUGGUUGAGAUGCAUAAAUAAAAGCUAUUUUCUUUCUCAAAAACAUUUCUGUUUAACUUUAUUUUGAAUAUCAGUUUUAAAAAAGCAUUAAUGUACUUGAAAAAUUCUAGUUUCAAAGGGAGAUAAUCAAACCAUAAAUUGUGUUAGAUGGUUAUUUUGAGAAUAGCAGGUCUGAAUUAUUAAAUACCUUUGUAGUUUUCACCAGCAUAUUCAUAUGGAUUUAGUGGUAAAAAAACAACUUCGCGUUUUACUGUCAUGAAAAAGGACAGCUUUAUUUCUUUCAUCCUUGCCUUGGAAUAUAGCAACACUGUGAUAAAUUGUGUAUGUGUGACUGUGCAAUAUCACCAUGACUUGAUUAUCUCACCGGGUCUGAAGGACCAAGGGGAGCUUAUGCUAUACCGUGGCGUCCGUCGUCCAUCCGUACGUCAACAAUUUCUUCAAUGGGGAUUCAAAAUUGUACAAAUGAUGGGG
This is a messenger RNA of Mizuhopecten yessoensis (Yesso scallop), 3296 nucleotides long. Its product is annotated as lysosome membrane protein 2-like. The transcript is spliced from 12 exons. The coding region runs from base 1 to 1173 and encodes 390 amino acids. Gene Ontology annotation, molecular function: scavenger receptor activity. Lineage: Eukaryota; Metazoa; Mollusca; Bivalvia; Pectinida; Pectinidae. Gene Ontology annotation, cellular component: membrane; lysosome; cytoplasm. The record is from RefSeq and is a predicted model, not a curated record.